AUGGAGGCGAACCGGUCGCCUUCCAUGAGAGCGCUGGACCUCACGGGCAGCAGCGAUCUGCUGUGCGUGAACAUGGUUUGCGAGAAGGUUGGAGAACCUUGCGUUUGCAGGCUGAGCAGGGUUCUGGAGAGGAACGGCCGCGAGCUGCGAUCUCUGGUUCUGGCCGGGAAUAAGCUCACGCAACUGCCGGCGAGCGUUUUCGAGCUGCAGCACCUGCAGGUGCUCGACCUUAGCGAAAACGAGCUGACGGAGAUACCCGCCGAUGUCGUGAAGCUGGAGAGCCUGAAGAUCCUGGACGUGAGGAACAACCCGAUCUCGGGGAUACCCAAGGACGUGGCGAAGCGUUUCUACGGACUCGUAGAGAUUCGAUGGGACGGCAGCGACACGUGA
This is a messenger RNA of Micromonas commoda, 390 nucleotides long. RefSeq lists its product with no specific name. Gene Ontology annotation, molecular function: protein binding. The record is from RefSeq and is a predicted model, not a curated record. Lineage: Eukaryota; Viridiplantae; Chlorophyta; Mamiellophyceae; Mamiellales; Mamiellaceae. Bases 1 to 390 code for a protein of 129 amino acids. The transcript has a single exon.